AUGUCAAGGUCAAACAGAUUUGCUCAUAUUCUGCACUUUGGUGUGGAUCUUAGACCUCUUUAAAAAAUAUUUUGCCGCUCUGGAUAAUGGCAUCUGCCAAAUGCAGUAAAUGACAUGAAACAGUUUGUAAACAUCAUCCUAAUUUCUUUAGUGCUUGGCCAUGAGCAGAUGCCUUUGGAGAUGUGCUGUAAAAAUGGGAGAGAAUAUGGUCUGAAGAAUCAGCACUGUGCUUUCUUUCCCUUCUCCCCCUCCUCCAUCUGCAGGAUGGCUCAGAAGCAAUGCUGUCACGCUGCACUGAAGGAAAAUCUCUGUACCAACGGCAUGAAAAGUGCCAAAAGAACUGGAGUGUGUGACUUCUUAUUUCAGACAGACUCCUAUAAAGUCAACACUGCCAAGAUGUGCUGUGAGUGCUGUGUGCUCGGGCUGCUGGCUCAGAAAGAGAAUUAUACCUGUGAGCUGCACAUUUCUGUCACUGUUCACUGCAGGAAUGUUGCACGUGCGUGCUGUGUAGAAAAACAACGUGGAUUAACUCACCAAGUGUCACCUCUGCUGAAUAACACCAGCAACGGCGUUGGAGGUAAUACCCAGGGAAUUGACUUGUGUGCAGAAGGAGUAACAAGAUGCUCUCAGCUUUGUGUGGGUAAUGGUUCUUGUGACUGCCUGAGAGGUUUCCACCUUAAAUCUGAUGGCUAUAACUGUGAGGAUUACAAUGAGUGUCUGUCGGGCGCUCAUAGCUGCAGGCCAGGUGAGAGAUGCAUCAACACUGAGGGCUCAUACCGCUGUCAGAGAGAAACCGGCUGUGGCACAGGAUAUGAGCUGACUAACACCAAUACCUGCCAAGAUAUCGAUGAAUGUCUGCUGGAAACUCAUAACUGUGGACAUGAAUUCAUGUGUCAGAACACUGUUGGGUCAUUUCGCUGCCAUCCCCGAUAUCAGUGUGGGGUCGGAUUUAUCCAGGAUGCUGUCGGAAACUGCAUUGACAUAAAUGAGUGUUUCCAUGAUAAGAGCCCAUGCCAACCUGAUCAAACAUGUGUAAACACCGUGGGUUCCUACACAUGCCAGAGGUUCUCAGUGACCUGUGGACGUGGUUAUCACUUGAACAAAGAGGGCACACUCUGCAUAGAUGUGGAUGAGUGCAACAGACCAGACAGUGGCUGUCAGGGCCAUGACUGUGUAAACCUUCUGGGCUCUUUCCGCUGUGACUGUCGUUCUGGAUUUGUGUUUAAUAGCAUCAGCAAAUCCUGCGAGGACAAUGAUGAAUGCAGGAUCUAUCAGGGGCACCUGUGUGCUCAUAAAUGUGACAACACUCCAGGAUCGUACCUGUGCAGCUGUCAUCCUGGGUUUAAGCUGGCCAGUGAUGGCAAGAGCUGUGAAGAUGUGGAUGAAUGUAAGAACAGCCCAUGUAGCCAGGAGUGUGUGAAUGUUUAUGGCUCCUACCAGUGUUACUGUCACCGUGGCUACCAGCUCAACAACACCGACGGACAUACAUGUGAAGAUAUUGAUGAAUGUGCCUUGACCUCUGGGGGUAAAGUUUGCUCGUAUCAUUGCUUGAACACACCUGGUAGCUAUGAAUGUACCUGUCCCCCAACAGGCUACUCACUCUCCCCCACUGGACGCACCUGCUUGGACAUUGAUGAGUGUGCAACAGGAACGCACAACUGUUCUGCUACACAGAGCUGCUUCAAUAUCUUGGGUGGAUUUCGCUGCUUGACGUUUGAGUGUCCACCCAAAUACCGGCAUGCAACAGAGAGUCACUGUGAACGCUUGCCUUGUGAGCAGAAUAAUGAGUGCCUGACCCUGCCCCUGAGAAUCUCCUUUUACAAUCUCACAUUUCCCAAAAACAUCCCCAUACCUGCUGCUGUUUUCCGCAUGGGGCCAUCCAGUUCUGUGCCUGGGGACAACAUCCAGCUUCUUAUCGUGGAUGGUGAUGCAGAAGGAUUCUUUAGCAUCCAGAAAACAGCUCAUGGUGCAGUGGUGUCUGUGCAGCGACCACUGCCAGAACCCCGGGACUUCCUGCUCACUGUGGAAAUCAGGCUGAUUCGAUAUGGCAUCACAAGCAUUUUCGUGGCUAAGAUUGCUGUUUUUGUUGUUAAUGACUAGCCCAGUGUUCCCAACAGCUGGCCAAAACCUUAGUGCUUCUUUACCUUAUAAAAAAAAACAACUUAAUGAAACUACUGUGUCUUAUUCAUUUUAGUAUUAUAGCAUAAAUGUAGCCACUGGAGCUAUGACAGCCUUUAUAUUUGUUUUAUAACAAAUAUCAGGGAUUUAACAUGAAUAUUUCUAUAACUUAGAACUAUAGAACAAAAUUCUAUUCUGUGGAAUCCUGUGUGUUUUAUUAAAAAGUAAUCUGCUAAUGACCAAGUGCAACAAGGAAAAAUGUGACAAGGA
Messenger RNA from Tachysurus fulvidraco (yellow catfish), 2388 nucleotides. Its product is annotated as fibulin-1. Gene Ontology annotation, biological process: extracellular matrix organization. Gene Ontology annotation, cellular component: extracellular region. Gene Ontology annotation, molecular function: peptidase activator activity; calcium ion binding. Bases 115 to 2100 code for a protein of 661 amino acids. The transcript is spliced from 14 exons. The record is from RefSeq and is a predicted model, not a curated record. NCBI's taxonomy places the organism in Eukaryota, Metazoa, Chordata, Actinopteri, Siluriformes, Bagridae.